Eruca vesicaria subsp. sativa (arugula) is the source of this 522-nucleotide messenger RNA. Lineage: Eukaryota; Viridiplantae; Streptophyta; Magnoliopsida; Brassicales; Brassicaceae. The record is from the annotation of a GenBank genome assembly.
GCCGUACUGCUCUCUCUCCGUUCAGAUUAUUCUUCCUCUCAGAUCGAUUUUUUUAAGCUACAAUCAUGCAGAACGAGGAAGGAGUCGUCACAGAGCUUUACAUUCCGAGAAAAUGCUCGGCUACAAACAGAUUGAUCACAUCAAAGGAUCACGCAUCUGUUCAGCUUAACAUUGGUCAUCUUGAUGCUGAUGGUAUCUACACUGGUCAGUUCACCACACUUGCCCUCUGCGGUUUUGUUCGUGCUCAGGGAGACGCAGACAGUGGCGUCGACAGGCUUUGGCAGAAGAAGAAGGUGGAAGCUAAACAACAGUGAGAUUAGAGAUAAUCUAUAAGCUGCUACCUACCCUCUUUUGUUGUUUUUUUUGGCAUGUUUCCUUGAAUUUUCUCUAGCUACGAACUAGUAUCUUUUGUUUUCUGAUCUAUGAAAGAUAUUGGUAUUGAAUCAGUCCUUGCAUUUUAACUACAUUCUCUUAAUUAAAUACAAACGCCAACUCAUUCAGCUUCAGGAUGCAACAUCAACG